Messenger RNA from Dentiscutata erythropus, 778 nucleotides. NCBI's taxonomy places the organism in Eukaryota, Fungi, Glomeromycota, Glomeromycetes, Diversisporales, Gigasporaceae. The record is from the annotation of a GenBank genome assembly.
AUUGUUGAUUGAAUCUGGUGAUCACAUUAACGGUGGAGAAGUAUACGCUGAAAUAGAAGUGAUGAAAAUGUACAUGCCUUUAAUUGCUACGGAAGAUGGUAUUGUACAUUUUAUUAAACAAGCAAACUCCACGCUUGAGGCCGGUGACAUUAUAGGAAUUCUUACCCUUGACGAUCCAAGUCGAGUUCGUCAUGCUAUACCUUUUGAAGGCCAAUUUCCGACUAUGAAUCCUCCAGUUAUUAUUGGUGAUAAAGCUCAUCAGAGAUAUUACGAGGUCAGAAACAUUUUAGAAUGCAUAUUGGAUGGAUAUGAUAAUCAAGCUGUAUUACAUAGUAGUGUCAAAGAAUUGAUUGAACUUUUGAGAAAUCAAGAGUUACCUUAUUUAGAAUUUCAUUCCAAAGUGAAAAAAAAAGUAUUAGAAUUUCCUGCUGAAAAUCUUAAAGAUUUGAUUGAAAAUUAUUCUCGAGAUCAUGUCAAUUCUAAUGACAUUGCCAAUUUUGAGGCAUUAAUAGAACCAUUAAUUGAAAUUAUUAACAAAUACAUAUCUGGAUUAAAAUUCCGUAAAUGGUCAGAUAUCAUAUACUUUUUAAAUAAAUAUCACGAAAUUGAGGUACUAUUUUCAGAUCAAGCAAAACGUGAAGAAGAGGUAAUUCAUUCUUUACGUGAAAAAUAUAAAGAUGAUUUGGAUAAAGUAAUUUCAAUAGUCUUAUCACAUUCUAAAGUUGCUGCCAAGAAUAAUCUCAUUUUAUAUUUACUGGAUCAAAUAAAGCCCGCAAAU